Amphibalanus amphitrite is the source of this 672-nucleotide messenger RNA. Its product is annotated as glutathione S-transferase 1-1-like. Gene Ontology annotation, biological process: glutathione metabolic process. The record is from RefSeq and is a predicted model, not a curated record. Gene Ontology annotation, molecular function: glutathione transferase activity. The coding region runs from base 1 to 672 and encodes 223 amino acids. Lineage: Eukaryota; Metazoa; Arthropoda; Thecostraca; Balanomorpha; Balanidae. The transcript has a single exon.
AUGGGUGUCGAAAUCUACGGCAGCGAGGGCAGCCCGGCGUGCCGGUGUGUGUUCCUGGUAGCGCGCGCCAUCGGGCUAGACUACACGCUAAAACCGACCAACCCGAUGGCCGGCGAGACGCGCACCGAGGAAUUUCUGCGCAUGAACCCGGCGCACACGAUCCCCACGAUGGCCGACGACGGCCUGUUCCUGGGCGAGAGCCGCGCCAUCGCCACCUACCUGAUCAACAAGUACGCGCCCGAGAGCGAGCUGUACCCGCGCGAGCCGGCCGCGCGCGCCGUCGUCGAGCAGCGGCUCUUCUACGACGUGGGUCUGUUCGCGGCGCUGCGCUCCGUGCUGGGCGCGCUGCUCUACUUCAAGAGCCCGGAGCAGUUCGAGGCCGCGCUGCCCCAGGUAGACGAGUGCAUGGAGCUGCUGGAAACGUUCCUGAAACGCUCGCCGUUCGUGGCCGGCGACCACGUGACCGUGGCCGACCUGGCCAUCGUGGCCAACGUGUCCACCAUCGAGGCGGCCGAGCUGGAUCUGUCGCGCUGGACGCGCGUGCAGCGCUGGCUGGCCAAGAUGAAGGCGCUGCCGUACUACAGCGUCAACGAGGCGGGCGCCCAGUACCUCGGCGGCGUCUUCAAGAAGGCGCUCUUUCAGGCCAGGAAGGCCAAGUUCUCGGCAUCGUAG